Molecule: messenger RNA, 1585 nt
Organism: Acinonyx jubatus (cheetah)
Lineage: Eukaryota; Metazoa; Chordata; Mammalia; Carnivora; Felidae
Product: plectin-like
Exons: 8
Source: RefSeq, a predicted model, not a curated record
AUGUCAGGCCCUCUCCAGUUUUUAAACCACUCAAAUCCAGGAAGCCUUGCUACUGGCCGAAGCAAAGGGCUCCACGAGGCUAAGCCAUCAAAAGCCAAGCAUCUAUCAACUCACACAUCUCAGAAAAAUAGCCCAGUGGCUUGUUUUGAUCCACCUGUUAAAACGGUUCCCACCAAGAACCCAAUGAUGUACAAGAAAAGAGCAGCUGACCCAGUCUGUCCUGACCUUACUGCUUUGUUGGUGAAAAACAAGACUCUUUUAGCUGAGCUAAGAAACCUUCAAAACAAGCUCUUCAUAAAAGAAACUUCAUUGCAAGAGAUGAAGAGUGAGCUAGAAAGUUACAAAUGAAAUAACGUGCAUCAGUCUUCCCAGAUAAUGUCCCUGAAAGAGGAUAUCAAGGACCUAGAGGAACUUAUCGCUUCUCUAACCAGAAUUAAAUCUUUGAAAAACACCAAUAUUCAGAAUCUUGAAAGAGGCAACUGGGAUCUAACUGAAAAAAUUAUAGAACUGGAAAACAUUCUAAGAGUCCAUCUGUUUGAAAGAGAAAAGGCAGAGCGGAAAGCAGGCCUUUUGGAGGAAAAGUUAGCAGGUGUUAAUGGAUUCACCCAUCAUAUGAAUAUGAAAGGACAAGAAGAUUCCUUGGAUAGUUUCAUGAUGAAGAGGACAGCAGGUCUGCAGCAGGAAAUCCAGAUGCUCACCAAACGGCUGGAGCAGCUAUGUGGCCACUCUGAAGAAGCCAUUGGAGAAUUCUCCCAAAUGGAAGAAAGGCAGAGGGAACAAAAAAGACCCUUGAAACGUAUGGAAGGAAACACUGCUAUUAAUGACUUUUUUCAAGAGAGAUUAGAAUUGAACAGGAAAAAAGAAAACUCUGGGAUUAAGAAUUCAUGGAUAGCAGAACAUGGCAAGAUAUCCAAACAGGUAGAGAAAGACAAUGAGCAACAAACACUAUUGAAUAUUCAGCAGAAUUUGCAGAAUGCUACAACUCAAAGAUUAGAGGAGAAAAUUCAGAAACUUCAGAAACAGCUGAGUGAUUUGAAAUUGUCAAAUAAAAGUAUGAAAACUCAACUGACAAGAGUAAACGUCCUUAAGGACAAAACAAUUGAAAAGCUCAGGCAAUCUUUAACAAAAGCUGAACUAACGCAAGGGAAGACAGUUAUGAAAACAGACAACUUGAAAACUACAUCAGACUCUGCCAAGACAGAGGAAAGAGGAGACAAAGAGAAAGUCCAUCAGAUGUUAGACGCCGUCAGUCCUGAGCGCUACAUAGCAAAGAGCACGCUUGAUAAAGUAUCAGGACAACAAGAGCUGACUGAUUUUCGAGAAACUAUUAUGAAGAUGUUGGGAUUUAACAUGAGAACAGCAGACAAGGAAAUCAUCAAUCACCUAAGGCUUAUUAUACAAGAUUAUAAAGCAUCUGACAAAUCAAAGGUUGCUUCUCACUCUGAGACUGGACAGGAUAAUGAAUAAAAAAGUUCUGUCUUUUUCAUUACUCCCGACAAGAACUCAGUAGAUACGGGCAUCUCCUGUAGCAUCUUGAAUGCAGCUAUGUUAUGAAUAAAAUGCACUGGGAAUUUCUCACCUUUGA